AAUGGCACAAAACAGCGUGUUCUUCGCCUGCUGAACUUUCAUUCCAGUAUUGGCCGCGGCGGUUAAAGCAUGGCUCUUGGCUAGAAAUGUUCGAGUGAAGUGAUUAGUUAAUUGUGGUUUAUAAAUGUGUUCGAACGAAUUUAGCAAUGUGGUCAAUAAAAUGUCAGCCAAGAAGGCCUCCAUUUAGUGUGUUAUUGAUCUUGUUUGGAUUAUUCAACUUCGGGAACUGUCAAGAAAUCAAAUGUGGGCAUCCUGCCAUUCCCUUGAACGCCAGGGUCUCCCUGAGCUCUCCCGGACUCGCUCCGGGAACCGUGGCCAAAUACCAGUGCGAUGAGGGAUAUGAGACGUUUGGUAACACGGAAACUUCGUGUUCGCCGGCUGGAAAAUGGAUCGGCGAGUUGCCGUUUUGUGGCACCAACAUCGCUUACCGCAAACCCGCCAACCAAUCAACCACCGUUCGCGGGGGCAGCGCCCUGAACGCCAACGACGGCGAAAAAAGCACCGAACACGACGGAAAACGCUGCUCCGAGACCCAGAAGGAGGCCAGCCCCUGGUGGCACGUCGACCUCCUCCAGCCCUACCCCGUGAAGGUGGUGCGGGUGACCACCAGGGGCUGCUGCGGCCACCAGCCCCUCCAGGACCUGGAGAUCCGGGUCGGAAACAGCAGCACUGACCUGCAGCGGAACCCUCUCUGCGCCUGGUUUCCGGGAACAAUAGACGAAGGCGUAACGAAGACAUUCACCUGUGCACGAGUUUUAACAGGACAAUACGUUUUCCUGCAGCUGGUGGGAGUCGAAGGGUCGUUGUCGCUCUGCGAAGUGGAGGUUUUCACAACGGACGAGUUUUCCGUGGAUCGCUGCGCCCCGAGGGGGGCCCCUGAAGACGUCCAGUUGGCGUCUUUUGCCCGCACUUGCUACGAGUUCGGGGUUAGCCGCGGAGGGUCGUUCCAGGAAGCGCGCAAUUACUGCAGGAGCCAUAACGGGGACCUGGUGCACGGCAUGAGUGCAGCUGCAACGACGUUUCUUUAUGCGGAACUCGAGAGGCGGAAGCCGAUGCUGAAGACACAACUGGUUUGGAUCGGUGCCCAAAAAGAGCCAGGAAUCACGUCGAGGGUCUGGAAAUGGGUUAAUGGCGACUUGGUCCAGCGUCCAGCGUGGGGAAAAGACCAACCAAACAAUUAUAACGGUGAACAAAACUGCGUAGUCCUCGACGGUGGACGCGGGUGGUUAUGGAAUGAUGUAGGUUGCAAUCUCGACUAUCUACCAUGGAUCUGUCAACACUCUCCAUCGUCAUGCGGCAGUCCCGACAAACAAAUUAACACCACCAUAAAAGGAAGCAAUUACAACGUCGGCUCGAGGAUCGAAUACCGGUGUCCAGAGGGGCACAUGUUGGUCGGUGAAGCGACCAGACUUUGCGGAAAGGAAGGUUUCUGGUCGGGGAAAGCGCCAACGUGCAAAUAUGUGAGCUGUGAGGCUUUGCCGGGCUUGGAGCACGGUUCGGUGGUGCUUAAGGACAAGAGGACGACAUAUGGGGCACAGGCUCUUUACACCUGUCACGAAAAUUACACUCUUAUAGGGCACGAAAUACGGACUUGUGGGUCUAAUGGGACUUGGACGAAUUCCACGCCUAAAUGUCUCUUCGACUGGUGUCCAGAUCCACCUAGUAUUAAUGGGGGGAUUGUUAAAACGUCGGGGCGAAGGGCUGGAGACACCGCGGUUUAUUCGUGCCAGUCUGGGUUUAUCUUGUUUGGGCAAGGGGUGCUUUCGUGCGAACUGGGGGGCCAGUGGUCGGGCAAAGCCCCCUCGUGCAAAUUCGUGGACUGUGGGGCCCCUCCAAAUAUCGACAAUGGCCGGUACGACCUGCUCAAUGGUACCACAACCGUCGAAAGUUUGGUCGAAUACAGCUGUGGCCAUGACUACUGGCUCGAAGGGCAAAAAGUGCAAAAAUGCACAAGGGAGGGCAAAUGGUCAGCGGACGCACCCUCAUGUGAACUGAUAACGUGCGAGGAACCCGACGUUCCUGCAGGAAGUUACGUGGUUGGGUACGAUUUUAACGUACAUUCCUCCAUUGAGUACCAUUGCGAGGUGGGACAUGUGUUGCGAGGGGAACCCAUCCAUACGUGUACCAAGGAAGGGGACUGGUCUGGUACCACUCCAACUUGUGAAUUCGUUGAUUGUGGUAAAGUACCGACCAUGCUGUACGGUACUGUUAAUUAUAUUAAUGAUACUACGUACCUUGACAGUCAAAUUGAGUAUUCGUGUGCUAAGAAUUACAGGCUUAAUGGGGUUUCAAGGAGGCGCUGUUUGGAAAACAAGCAGUGGAGCGAUACUCCACCAAAGUGUGAAGAAAUAAGAUGUCCUGAGCCAAUUUUGGCCGAACAUAGCAUACUUUCAGUGACUGGGAACGAUCGCAUGUACGGUCGUACUCUUAUCAGGACAGCUGAAUCCUCCUCAACUACUUACAAAAUCGGGGCCAUAGUCAAAUACAGGUGUGAAAGAGGCUACAAAGUUGUGGGCGAGCCUUUGAGCACUUGUGAAGAUACGGGUCAGUGGAGUGGCGAUGUUCCUCAAUGCGUCUUUGUGGAUUGUGGUAACCCGGAAAAUAUCCAAAACGGUAAAGUUACCUUAACCUCGAACGCAACGUACUAUGGAGCACUGGCCCUCUACUCCUGCGACAAAAACUUCGAACUGGAUGGAGUUUCACGCCGAUUGUGUCUUGAAAAUGGUACCUGGAGCUCCGACGCUCCAACAUGUCGCGGAAUCCAGUGCAAAGAACCCGACAGGUUUGACGGAAUGACGGUCAAAGUUAGUACUUACAGUGUUGGGGGAGUUGUUGCCUAUUCAUGUCCCCGUGGGCACACCAUGCAGGGGAAUGCAACUAGAGUGUGCUUGCUGAAGGGGGUUUGGAGCGGACGGGCGCCCACUUGCACCGCGGUCGAUUGUAAACACCCUGGUACUAUCGAAAAUGGGCGAGUGAUUGUGAUGAAUGGUACCACCUAUAAUGCGGCGAUUGAGUACCAUUGUGUCCCAAAUUUCGAAAGGGUGGGACCGUAUUUGCGAAAAUGUAUGGAGAAUGGGGAAUGGUCGGGUGAGGUACCACGAUGUGAGGAGAUUACCGGGGAACCACAGGAACCCUCGAGUCUGGGGACCAAUAUUGGAAUUGGGGCCGGAAUGGUCGUCUUUUUGCUAAUUCUCUUAUUAGUAAUUUAUCUUAAAUUGCGUAAGCCAAUCCCAGUGAAGAACACCGAGAACGUGGAAGGCGCCGAGCGCAAAGAAGACCGAAACGCCGCAGUCAUGAGCUACGCCACUCUGAGUGACCGAAACGGUCACUUGCCACCAAAUAUCUACGAAAACAUUCACGAUGAAAACAUGUACGAUGCCCCCUAUGAGGAGACAAGUCGCGACAGUGGCACUUACGAGCCCGAACCCAUUUCGUGGAAGAAUGGAAAUAUGGUUACCAUAAAUGGGGUUUCAGUAAGAUGAGAUGAAAAGAACUGAACCAAUUACUGCUACCAAAAUCAACCUAGAUGUUGCUUAUAGAGAUUCUAUUUUUUGUUUUUACUAAUUGAUUUGUAAUUUAAGUCGUGUUUGAAUGCAUUAUUCAGUUAUGCGGAAAUGUUGCGAUCGAGAGAUGGAAAUGUGAUUUAAAUUAAAAAUCAAUUGCCUUGUUGUAAAUUAUGUGUAUGAUAAGCUUUGUCGUAAUGACUGUGUGAGAGUGUUGUGGGGUCCACUUGUUGAUGUAAAUACUCAUUUUGUAAUAAAAUAGGUUUAUGUAUUGUAGAUAAUAUCACCAAUAAAAGAAAAUGACCUCAG
Molecule: messenger RNA, 3812 nt
Organism: Tribolium castaneum (red flour beetle)
Lineage: Eukaryota; Metazoa; Arthropoda; Insecta; Coleoptera; Tenebrionidae
Gene: fw
Product: furrowed
Exons: 15
Coding region: 147-3482 (1111 amino acids)
Source: RefSeq, a predicted model, not a curated record